This is a messenger RNA of Zea mays, 1427 nucleotides long. RefSeq lists its product as uncharacterized. The record is from RefSeq and is a predicted model, not a curated record. The transcript is spliced from 5 exons. Bases 448 to 1044 code for a protein of 198 amino acids. Lineage: Eukaryota; Viridiplantae; Streptophyta; Magnoliopsida; Poales; Poaceae.
GGAGUGGACCCAAUUCCAAAGAGGGCCGAAUUAUCAUCCGGUUCGGACCGGUUUUCACGCCUCCGAAGGCCGGGCAGGCAGGCAGCACCCGCGGAGACGCGGAGCCUCCACUCCUCGUAUCGCUUCCUCCUCUGGAUCUAGCCGACGCCGCCCUCAUCCUGUCACCCACCGACGUCGCCGUCGCCGUCGCCACCUAUAUCACCCACCGCCUCUGAAGAAGAAGACGCGGAUCCGAGGGUAGUUAACUGCUGAAGAAGAAGAUCCGGUACGGAGAAGACGCGGAGCAGUACUUCUCCGAUCUGGAUGUUGGUAAGGUUCAUCCUGAUUUGAACGGCAAUCUCACUGAUAACGAGUUCCUGGGAGGAGGAAGCUAGACAAUUUCUGUUAGAGGAGGAAGAAGAGGAUGAUGAACUCUUAUUAGUACUUGUCCCUGCUAUUCUCUCGGCCAUGCAAGAAGAGAAAAGGUCAGUCCAUACUCCUCUUAUUGGUGCUGUGAAGAUUAAGGAAGUUUUAGAAGGGCAUGAAAUUUGGAGCAAAGUUGAGUUUAGUAUGGUGUCGGUUAUUUUCAGAGCCAUAGUAGCAUCUGCUGUUGAACCGGUGCAACAUGUACCAAGAGCGGGCAGCGAGAUCAAUGUUGCUGGGCCAAGUGUGGGCAGUGAGACUAAUGUUGAUGGACUAAUGUUGGAUCAAGAGGCUUGUGAAGUUCAGUCUCCACCUUCUGUUACGUCAGUAUAUAGAAGUGGGAAAAAGCGGAAGAAAAGUCAAGUUGCAAGUGUUCUGGAUGACUAUUUGGAGCACAAGAAGAAGCAAACACAGAAGAUUAUGGAGGUGUUACUUGAGAAGAAGAGUCGUGAAGAGGAGUACUCUAUCGAGAGGUGUCUCGACACAGUUGAUGUUAUGGAGGACUUGACGGAUGAGGAGAAGGCCCUUGCAGCAGAGGUGUUCAAGAAUGAAUUGAAUCGGGAGAUGUUUGUGAUGCAAAAAAAUGUAAACGUGCGACUGAUUUGGCUUCGGAGGAAGAUAAGUAGGAUUGCAUCUACCUGAGAGAUGGACAAUGUGCGACUGAUGGUUCUGUGCAAACAUAGUCUGCAGAUAGAUAAAUGGUAGGACUGGAGUUAUCGGCAUAAAUGGUUACUGUUGAUGAUUGUGUCAAGAAGUUAGCUAGAAUUGUCCGUGAGAAACUAGGACCUAAGAAUGCAAUCUUCACCAAAGCAGCAGAUACCAUGGAUCUCAGAACGCAUAGCUUGGAGUUUGCUUGUGUCCAACAGAACAUCAAUAAUCAUUUGGAAUAUUUGUUUUUUCAGUUUUAUAUUUUUCCCUGUGGAACUCAUGAAGCUGAAAUAGACCGUGUGUUGUCAGGACAGAGUAUUUUUGGUGCACAGAUAUUUGUUACAGAGUUUUUUUUUUUGAAAAUUUCAGAUCUUUGC